This is a messenger RNA of Sebastes umbrosus (honeycomb rockfish), 2571 nucleotides long. RefSeq names its product tetratricopeptide repeat domain 12 (gene ttc12). The record is from RefSeq and is a predicted model, not a curated record. Lineage: Eukaryota; Metazoa; Chordata; Actinopteri; Perciformes; Sebastidae. The transcript has 21 exons. Gene Ontology annotation, molecular function: protein binding. The coding region runs from base 111 to 2252 and encodes 713 amino acids.
CGCUGUGACUACUGACUGGGUGAAGUAAAUUCAUUGUUAGCUAAGAUAAAAACAGAGUUACUUAUCUUAUUAAAUAAUAAAACCAGGCUUAAAAAGGGGCAAACAAACGUAUGAUGGACAAAGCUGAAGACUUCGAGAGAUUUUUGAAGAAUGUUGACAAAAUAAGUGAGCUAGUGAAGGAUCUAAAGUCCUCAGACGUCGAAGUCCAGCAAAAAGCAAUGGAGAUGGCUGAUUACUACAUUUCUGCCUUGGAUGAACCCUGCAGCACAAAAGUCAACAAGACGACAAUCAAUACAAAGCCACCACCUCAACCUCCCUUGGGUCUGCAGAAUGAAAGUCCAGAGAAUUUCAUGAAGAUUACAGAGAGAGAUGCUGAAGACAGGAGAGUGAGGAGGAUUGCAAAAGCAAGAAAGGCAACUGCACUCAAAGACAAGGGGAAUGAAGCUUAUGCUCAAGAAGACUAUGAAACUGCUGUGAAGUAUUACAGUGAUGGCUUGGCUGAACUACGGGACAUGCAGCCCUUGUACACCAACCGAGCACAAGCCUACAUCAAGCUGGGGAAGUACAACGAGGCCAUCAGUGAUUGUGAAUGGGCCCUGAAGUGUAAUGAGAGGUGCAUAAAGGCUUACCUACACAUGGGGAAAGCAUAUCGGGCCUUAAAGAAAUAUAAUGAGUCCAGAAACUGCUUUGAAAAGAUUGUAGAAAUUGAACCUGCGAUGGAGAAGAUGGUGAAAGAACACCUGACCCAGGUAGAUUUGGAAGAGGAGAGAGAGAGACAGGAAAUGAAUGCGAUGCAAGAGUUUGACAAGGGAGAGGGGAUUGCCACAAGAGUGCUCCAGCUGCUGGAGAAGCUGUCAAGGCCCGGCCAGAUUCCCUUGUACUACUGUGGAGGAUUGGAGAUUCUGUCACAAGCUGUUACUGACUGUACAGGCCAGACCCUUUUCAGACUGAACAAUGGCUUCAGUAUCAUCAGCAGCAAUGACACAGUGAGGAGUUGCCUGUUGCAGAAAACGAAGGAUCCAGACAGCCAAACGUUGUGUGUAUCUGUUCUGAAAUUCUGGAGGGUUAUUUGUUGUGGAAACGAUGAAAACCAGAACAUGUUGAUGUUAUGCCCCGUCGCCAGAGAGUCCAUUGUUCAUUUGGUAACAUCCGAGCAUGAUGGAGUGCAGAAGGAAUGCCUGGCAAUACUACGUUUGUACUCACAGAUGCCACAUGGCAGACGUUUGGCCAUUGACAACCUGAAUGUGCACAUGUUAGUGAGGAGUCUCAUGGCGUGCAUCUCAAAGCCAAGGCAGCAGCAGGAGAACACAGCGGUUAACAUUCUGGAGAGCUUCGCAGCAGAAAACAAAUUUUGCAUUCAGUUAAGGGACGUGUUGACAGACUCUGUCAUUGUGCCAUUUAUAGCCUUACUGAGAAAUAUCAGCGAGUCCAAUCGGCAUGACCUUGCAUCACUGAUAUCGGCUAUUGGCCGUCUGGCUCGAGAUAACGUCAUCCGCCACAGUUUUGCUCAUGAUGCACAGUGCUGGAGGGCUUUUGUGGUCGCCAUUAGGCAGUGCAGUGCAUGUGAGUACAAAGAGGUAAUUUACCCUCUGCUUGGUUUGAUCAUCAACCUUUCAGCCAUCACCUCUCCAAUCAUUCAGGAGCAUGCUGUUUCACUGUGCGACUGCUGCCUGGGCCUGCUGAGGGAUAGUGAUGGAGGAGUCAUAACUAGAGCCACGGGCGUGCUGAGCACCGUCCUCCCUCAGUCCCCAGAGGCCAUUCAGCAUGUUAUUCAGGGGGAUGCGGUCCGGACCAUGCGCUGGCUGCUGAAGGUGCGGAGCUGUACACACAGCCAAGUAUCUACAGGAACAGGGCAGACUGCCACUAAGUAUGCCAUUAAGACUCUGACAGUGUGCACUGCUGCCAGUCACGUGGCACGGGAGGAGCUGGUGAAGUCUGAUAAAAAACUGUCGGUUCUACGUCAUUUGCUUGCUUCCAGCUGUGAUGAGAUGGUGUCAGGAAAUGCAGCCCUGUGCUUGGCCCACUGCCUUGAGUUAGAGGGAAUUGCCAGCACCCUGCUGGGCACUGAUAUUGUGCUGCUGCUGCUGCGCCAUGCUGCAGGGGACGCUAAGAGGAUGGCCGUGCGGCAAAACGCAGCGAUUGCUCUGUGGAAGCUGUGUCGAUUUGAGCCCAGACAUAUGAACAAACUCCGAGAACUUCACGGCUUUGAGAUCCUGCACUCCUGUACGAAGCUCAUCACAUGGACCCAAUAACACAUUUUAUAAUCUCCUUGCUUGUCAUCAGUCUUGUUCUCUUCUGUUGUCUGUUUUGGUCUUAGACGCCAUUGGGGAAAACAAAAAUUCACAAAAAACACACAAGUCCUGGUAGUUACAUAUUUUCUUUUCUCUUCUUUCUAAUUAUUUUUUUUAAACUCUCAUCAUUAAUUGCUAUUCCAAUUGAUAUCUGUCAUUUAUUAAAUAAUAUGGAUUUUUUUUUUAUGCCUUGAGAAUAUCCCAAAAAUGAUUUUAUUUAAUUUUUCUUGAAUAAUAUUCUGCUCUUAAUGCUUCAUCUACAUAAAGGUCAUAAACAUUA